UAUGUGUCUUUGCUUCCGAUGUAACUCAAAAACAAACACUAGUACACUACUACCAACAACCCACCUUCCACUCUCUCUGGCAUUUCCUCCUCAAAAUAAUGGCCUCCUUGUCCCUCCACUCUCCUCCGUCCACCACCGCCGCCUCCUCAACCGCUUCCUUGUACCCCAAUUCCUGCUCCCUCCUUACCCUGCGGACCCGCUCCCUUAGCCUGCGCUCCUCCACCAGGACCUUCUCUAUCAGAGCCCAAUCCGCACCUAUCCUCACCCAAGAUGACCUCAAGAGACUCGCUGCCGACAAAGCCGUCGAUUACGUCAAAUCCGGCAUGGUUCUGGGCCUUGGCACUGGAUCAACUGCUGCUUUUGUGGUUGCUAAGAUCGGGGAACUCCUAAAAUCCGGUCAGUUGUCCGGUAUUGUUGGUACACCCACUUCAAAACGCACGGAAGAGCAAGCCCGCUCGCUCGGGAUCCCACUGUCAGUCCUCGACGAUCAUCCUCGUCUCGACCUCGCUAUAGACGGCGCAGACGAGGUGGACCCUGAUCUCAACCUUGUCAAAGGCCGCGGUGGGGCCCUUUUGAGAGAGAAAAUGGUUGAAGCAGCGUCUGAGAAGUUCGUGGUUGUAGCCGACGAGACGAAACUGGUAACGGGUCUUGGCGGGAGCAAGCUGGCAAUGCCGGUGGAGGUCGUGCAGUUUUGUUGGAAGCAUAAUUUGGUGAGGUUGAAACAAUUGUUCAAUGAAGAAGGGUGCGAAGCUAAGCUAAGAUUGAAUGAAGCUGGCAAGCCUUAUGUGACCGAUAACUCCAAUUACAUUGUGGAUUUGUAUUUCGAGAAUCCAAUUAAAGAUGCAUAUGGAGCUGGAAGAGAGAUUUCAGCUUUUGAAGGAGUGGUGGAACAUGGGUUAUUUUUGGAUAUGGCAACAGCCGUGAUUAUUGCUGGGAAGAGUGGAGUGGAGGUCAAGGCCAAGUGAUAUUUUCAGAGGAGGUAGGGAGAACUGAGAUCUCUUAUCAUCUGCUGCUCUUCUAUUGUUGUUGUUGAUUACUUUCAUGGUGAUUUUGAGCACUUUUGGUCUAGCAUCUUAGGUGGGCUCACCGCUAAUGGGCAUUGUCUGAGUAAUUGUUAGAAUUUUUUGUGCUGUGUGUUUGUUGGGCAUCUUAGAAGGACUUUGCACAAUUAUCAUAGGAGUAGAGACGUGAAAUAAUGGGAAAUGAAUAAUUUUUUUUCAUGCUUA
Molecule: messenger RNA, 1226 nt
Organism: Manihot esculenta (cassava)
Lineage: Eukaryota; Viridiplantae; Streptophyta; Magnoliopsida; Malpighiales; Euphorbiaceae
Product: probable ribose-5-phosphate isomerase 3, chloroplastic
Exons: 1
Coding region: 99-965 (288 amino acids)
Biological process (GO): pentose-phosphate shunt, non-oxidative branch
Molecular function (GO): ribose-5-phosphate isomerase activity
Source: RefSeq, a predicted model, not a curated record